AUGAAUCAAAGCUGGUUUCCAAAAGAUCUACAUGAAUUUCUACAAUCUUAUAAUAUAAAUAAUUUUCCAGUUUUAAAUUUAAAUAGUGAAAUUCCCGCUGAAAAUGUUGGUUCAAUUACUCUCAAUGAUUUACAUGAUCUUUUUCAAUUUGAAAUUGAUUCAAAAAAUGUCAAUGAUCUAAUUCAAAAUAUGGAGAAACAAUUCAAUAAUGAUUUUAAACAAAUGAUAGAUGGUAUCAAUAGUUUGAAUAUAGUUACUAUAUGA
Messenger RNA from Schistosoma guineensis, 264 nucleotides. Lineage: Eukaryota; Metazoa; Platyhelminthes; Trematoda; Strigeidida; Schistosomatidae. The record is from the annotation of a GenBank genome assembly.